AUGUCGCCGCGGCUCGCGGGGAACAGAUGGGCCGGGGGCGGGCGGGGGCGGGGCCUCGGCACAACAACAACCCCGCCCCCGCCCCCGCCCGCCGCCCGCGGGCCGCGCUCGGGCGGGGGAGGGGCGCCCGAGGGCCGGGGGGAGGGGCUGCGGUUGAGCACCGCCCCCCAGCCCCGCCGGGCCCCGCCCCCACGUGGCCGGGGGUCGCGCCCCUCGGAGGCCGGCGGUCUGCGCCUCGCUGGGCUGCGCCCACGUGGGUCCCGGGCGGCGGACCCCACACCCGGACAGAGCCCGUGGCCUCCUGCCCCUCUCGGGCCGGGGGAGACCUACCCCUCGCCGUCCGCGGUGCGCGGGGUGCUGCGUGGGGGUGGAGGUGGUUCCCCCUGGCCCGGGGGGCGCCAGCGCUCCAGUCCCGUCCGGUCCCGGGCGCAGCCGCUCGGAAACCCGCGUGGGGACCUCUGA
Messenger RNA from Bubalus bubalis (water buffalo), 462 nucleotides. RefSeq names its product acidic proline-rich protein PRP25-like. The transcript has a single exon. The record is from RefSeq and is a predicted model, not a curated record. The coding region runs from base 1 to 462 and encodes 153 amino acids. NCBI's taxonomy places the organism in Eukaryota, Metazoa, Chordata, Mammalia, Artiodactyla, Bovidae.